GUUGUCAAGUAAAGUGUUUUAUUACAAAAGGUAGGAAGUGCAGUGCAGUGUAGUGAGUGAACAUUGGUCCUUCGAACCGGAUAAUCGUGAGUACAGUGACAGUGGAAAUGUGAAGUGUCAAAGACUUAGUUAAUUUUCGCGGUAACAAACACUUAGAAUAUUUCGCGUGAAAAAAGACAUAGUGCAAUUUCGAGUGAAUUUAGGACUUAGAAAAAAACCGCUGAAAAAACACUUAGAAUAAUUCGCUCAAAUUUGGACAUAGUCGAUUUUGUGAUUCUUGGACAUAGCGUAAUUUCGGUUGAAAAAUGACUCUGAAAAAAGGUGUUCAAAAAUAAACUUUGAAUAAAAUAGACUUUGAAAUCUGUCAUUCACAUAGCAAAAUUGAACAAUCAUGGCUAACAUAGCAUCACAAGAAGAACUUUUUAGUCAGAUUAAAAGACUUCUCACUAAUCACAAGAAAACUUCGUCAACGCGUUACACAGCGAGUUAUUUGAAAACACGCAUAGAGUCGCUUGAAGAGUAUUGGAAUCAAUUCCUUACUGAACACCGAGAAAUUUUAAAGUCUUCGGUUAACGUCGAAGAGAAAAAGGAAUUGAAAGCGCUUUAUAAUGAUGUCGAAGAUUUCUAUAUGGAGUUCAAGACUAGUUUAUUGGAACUGACGGAACCUGUCACAAUUCAAGAAGGUGCCUCUCCUCAAGCGCCUCAUACAUCACAACCUCAAGUUGUCACAAAGAGUAAACUCCCGCCGAUAAACCUCCCUUCGUUUUCCGGUGAUUACCAAGAAUGGAUGCACUUCAAGGAUUUGUUUAUCUCUAUGGUACACAAUGAGCCGGGUCUGAGUGACACACACAAGCAUCAUUAUUUGAGGUCAAGCUUGAAGGGUGAAGCAGAACAAGUCGUCCGUCAUUUCGAACUCACAGCUGCCAAUUAUAUGAAGGCUUGGAACGCCUUAGUCAGCCGCUACAGCAAUGAUAGAGUGAUAGCUAAUACCACACUGAAUCGCCUGCUCAAUCAGAAGAAACUCACGUACGAAUGCUCUAAAGGCCUCAAGGAUCUUCUUGAUACUACAAACCAGUGUCUCAGUAGUCUAGCGAAUUUGAAGAUUGACACAACUACUUGGGAUUCGAUUAUCGUGCAUGUUGUAGUAUCCAAGUUAGAUAGUGAAACUCACAAAGAUUGGGAGCAAUCACUUGGGUCUUCUAUAGAGUUACCCACUUAUAAGAAGCUCAUAUCAUACUUAGAGGGACGAUUCAGAGCGAUGGAAAUGGUACAAGCGACACAGAAGAAAGAUAAGAAAGAGACCACAUUUCAACAACCAGCUACUGCACCUAAAAUAAAGAAUGUGAGAUCUUUCACCGCUGAAGUUGAUACGGAAUGCACAUAUUGUAAGAAAAGUCACUACAUCUGUCACUGCACUGAAUUUGCACAACUCGAUAUAGAUCAACGUAAAGAAUUUGUAAAGAACAACAACUUAUGCUUCAAUUGCCUUGUCAAAGGACAUUCCAUACGGAACUGUAGACAAGCCACAACAUGUAAAACCUGUAAUCGCAAACACCAUACGCUUUUGCACUACCAGAAUAUAGCUGCGAAUACAGUCACAAUGGAGACACCCACAGAACCGGAAGACACACAAAUUAAGGAACUCACAAGUCUUAAGGUUUCACAAGAAGGCAAGAGAGUGAUAUUAGCCACAGCACAGAUAUAUUUGAAGGAUAGCAGUGGUUCUCUAGUACAACUUAGAGCCCUAAUUGACCAAGGCUCAGAAGGCAACUUCAUUACGGAGUCUGCAGUGCAACUGCUACGACUGAAGAAAACUUUCCAGCCAGCUAAUAUCACAGGUCUUGAAAAUCAAACCUCACUACCACGACACGUCGUUAACUUAGAUAUUUACUCACCGAUAGACACUCACUAUGUAAUGCAAGUUGACGCUCACGUACUCUCGAAGAUAAAUAGUUGGUUACCCUCAAAGGAGUUUGACAUCACACAAUGGCCUGCCCUGUCCCAAUUGCAACUAGCGGAUCCUCACAUGCAAUCGCCGGGACCUAUUGAUGUUCUACUGGGCGCCGAGGUCUAUGCAUUUAUUUUGCUAGGCGGACUUCACAAAUAUAACGAUGACAAGCUUAUAGCACAAAACUCGAAACUCGGAUGGUUUGUCUCUGGAGCGUCUAAAUCACGAAGUGAUCUGCCACCUCACAAUAUUAUAGCACACCACGCACUUAUCGAGGUAGAUCAACUCCUACGCAAAUUCUGGGAGACUGAAGAGUACAAGCCUCAUGAGAAACCGAUGACACAUCUUGAGACACAAUGUGAAGAGCACUAUAAAGAAACUCACUCCAGACAAGAAGAUGGUCGUUAUGUCGUACGCUUACCAUUUAGAGAUGAUCACGAAAAGAACUUGGGCGACUCUCGACAAAUCGCACAACAGAGGCUAAUGCACAUGGAGAAAAGAUUCGCAAACAAGCCUAAAUUUCAGAAAGAUUAUGCGGACUUCAUAGAUCAAUAUCAGAAGCUGAAUCACUUAGAAGAUGUAGACCCACAACAUAAGCCAGCUCACAAAGUCUACCAUCUCCCUCACCACGCUGUGAUAAGAGAGUCCAGCAGCACAACAAAGCUUCGUGUGGUCUUUGAUGGAACUGCACAGCCGUCAAAUGGCUCAUCUUUGAACGACGAAUUACUCAUCGGGCCAUCACUAUUGCAAGACUUACGCGAUCUUAUUGUUCGUUGGCGUACUCACAAGAUUUGUCUGCUUGCUGACGUAAAGCAAAUGUAUCGCCAAAUACUAGUCGCUAAAGAUGAUGUUGACUAUCAGCGCAUACUGUGGCGCUCAUCUCCACAAGAUGAAAUCGUCGAGAAACGGUUGUUAACUGUGACAUACGGUACGUCAUGUGCUCCGUUCCUCGCUAUUCGCACUCUGAAGCAGCUUGCACAAGAUGAAAAAGAGGAAUUCCCAGACUUAGUUGAAGUCAUAAGUAAUGACUUUUAUAUGGAUGACUUACUCACAGGUGCGAAUGACGUGGAACAAGCUACUAAGUUACAGAGUCGUAUCACACAAGCUAUGGCUAAUGGUAAAUUUGAAAUGCACAAAUGGGCAUCCAACAGUCCUGACGUCAUGAAGAAUAUUCCUAGCUCAGAGAAAACAAAUCAACCAAGUGUCGAGAUCAAGCUUGAUGAUACCAUCAAAGCUUUAGGUAUCAAAUGGAACUCACAUCGGGAUGUCUUCGAACUUAAGGUAGAUAUUUCAGAACCCACAGAACGUUUCACAAAAACGUCAGUACUGUCGGAUAUUGCUAAAUCAUAUGACCCUUUAGGUUUCUUAGGGCCUGUGAUUGUCACUGCAAAAAUGUUUUUGCAAAAACUUUGGUUGAGUGGUAUUGGCUGGACUGAUGAACUUCCUCUCGAACUUGCCACAGAGUGGUCAAGCUAUAGGGACCAGCUCUGUCGCAUGCCGACCUUGUAUUUAGAUCGCUGGGUUCACACACAAUUUGACGGCAAGGAAAGAGUGGAAAUUCACGGGUUUAGUGAUGCCUCUUGUUUAGCUUACGCUGCUGUUGUUUACUUGCGAGUUAUCACGCCCCACGGAAUCCACGUGUCACUAGUGAUUGCCAAGACAAAAGUGGCACCUGUAAAACAAGUCUCCAUCCCACGAUUGGAACUGUGUGGCGCGGUACUGCUCUCGAAGUUACUCAAAGAUGUUCAGCACAGUCUUCGUUUGCCUGAGGAAUCUGUCUUCGCGUGGACAGAUUCAAUGAUUGUCUUAGCGUGGCUUCGAAGAAACCCUAGCACUUGGAAAACGUACGUAGCUAAUAGAGUUACUGAGAUUGUUAAUAAUGUAAGUAGUGGCCGGUGGCACCACAUUAAAUCGGCAGAAAACCCUGCAGACGUUGCGUCGCGUGGCAUUCGUCCCGAUUUGUUUAAAGACUGCGAGUUGUGGUGGCGCGGACCAACUGUACUUCACCAAACGAAUGGUUUUGAUAACUGUCGCUCGCUCUCUCUCGACAUACCAAUGACACAACUAGAAUCCAAAGAAAAUUCGAAAGGAAAUGAUAGUAAGAUAGUAGCACUUAAAACUGGUGUAUCGAAUGAGAGUGAUGAUCGACUUACCUAUUUGGCUAGAUACUCUACUUUGACAAAAUUGAUUCGCGUUACAGCGUACAUAUUGCGAUUUGUAAAGCUGUGCAAAGCACACAUUGAUGCAAAACUUAAUCAGACAGUUCCUGAGACUUUUCCUCAGCAUCUUACAGUUACCGAAUUGAGAUAUGCCACCAAGGUUUGCAUUCGACUCUCUCAGGAGUUUUGGUUUCAGGAAGAGUUACAAAUGCUGAGAAAAGGCCAAAGGCUUCCAAAAUCUGAUGUUUUGACCCCCCUUGCCCCAUUUAUAGAUGAACAUGGCAUUAUUCGAGUUACAGGACGUAUACGUAAUGCCAAUGUACACUUUGAUACCAAAUCACCUGUCGUACUAACCUCUAAAUGUAAUUUAGCUGUUUUGAUUGUGAAUGAUGCUCAUAUUCAUUGUUUGCACGGAGGUCCUCAACUGACUCUGAAUGGAAUUCGUUGCAAAUAUUGGAUAAUCGGUGCUAAGAAUUUAGUUAGGAAAGUUGUUCAUAAAUGCAUUCCUUGUUUCAAACAGUCUGCAACACCGAUCAACCAAUUAAUGGGUCAGUUACCUGCGUGUCGUGUAACGCCAGAUAAGCCCUUCCGUAAAAGUGGAGUGGAUUUUGCUGGUCCAGUCCAGUUAAAACUGUACCCUGGUAGAUGUCAACGCACUUGUAAAGCCUAUAUUGCUUUGUUUGUGUGCACCGUGACCAAGGCCAUUCAUUUAGAGCUUGUGAGUGACUUGUCCACGGCUGCCUUUAUUGCCGCUUUUCGUCGUUUCACUUCUAGACGCGGUCAUUGUAGUGAUCUGUGGAGCGACUGUGGUACCAACUUCGUUGGAGCCUCUAAAGAGCUUGACACUAUGUUUAGGAAUAGGAACUCAGAAGUAGUUGGAGAAAUAUCUGAGAUUUUGGCAAAUGACCAAACUACAUGGCACUUUAUUCCUCCUGGCUCACCACAUUUUGGUGGACUCUGGGAAGCCGGUGUGAAAUCGAUCAAGUCUCACCUUAAGCGUGUUAUCGGGCAGACUCUUCUCACGUUUGAAGAGUAUUCCACACUUUUGACUCAAGUGGAGUCUUGUGUAAAUUCGCGACCGUUAACUCCCAUUAGUAACUCGAUUGAUGAUGCUUCUCCAAUUACACCGGGACAUUUUCUUAUAGGCGAAGCUCCUAUCACUGUUCCGGAAGAAAGUCUCACAACUGUGCCAGUAUCCCGUCUGGAUCGUUGGCAAUUGCUCCAAAGGAUGUUGCAAUCGCUUUGGACUCGUUGGAGUACUGAGUAUUUAACAACUUUACAAAACCGGUAUAAAUGGACCGUUACUAAUCCUGAUCCUGAUAUUGGAACAGUAGUUUUGGUCAAGGAUGAAAGACUCCCUCCCGGAAAGUGGUUGUUAGGUCGUAUAAUAGAUAAGCAUCCUGGUAGAGAUGGUUUGACACGAGUGGUUACGUUGAAAUUCAAAAAUGGUACUUUUCGUAGGCCCAUUGCUAAAAUUUGCCCUCUACCUCUGGAUUCUUAACUAUCUGUUAAGAAGAUUAAUGUGUUUUUAGUUUUGAGGAAUAGCUCUAUUUGAGUUUCACUGUGUAAUUUUAACCUUUACCAUUGAUUCGUGUAGAUUUUCACGUGUUACUAACUUCACUAUUCUUGUUUUGUUUUGUUUACAUGGAUCGUUAUGAAGGACAAGUCGUCCUUGGGGGCCGAUAAUGUUGAAUGUAGUAAUGUUUAGUUUUUAUAGUUGCCCAAUUUCACAAUAGAUGUCGCUGUUCUGUCGGCUACUUCGCGCUGUUAAGAUUUUUCCACAGCCCCGUAUAUAGUCAAUUUGGUUUCAGAAUAAAUGAGUAUUAAGUUGUCAAGAAAGUGUUUUAUUACAAAAGG
Cydia amplana is the source of this 5964-nucleotide messenger RNA. RefSeq lists its product as uncharacterized. The coding region runs from base 392 to 5608 and encodes 1738 amino acids. The transcript has 2 exons. NCBI's taxonomy places the organism in Eukaryota, Metazoa, Arthropoda, Insecta, Lepidoptera, Tortricidae. Gene Ontology annotation, biological process: DNA integration. Gene Ontology annotation, molecular function: nucleic acid binding. The record is from RefSeq and is a predicted model, not a curated record.